Messenger RNA from Sesamum indicum (sesame), 2649 nucleotides. RefSeq names its product U-box domain-containing protein 30-like. NCBI's taxonomy places the organism in Eukaryota, Viridiplantae, Streptophyta, Magnoliopsida, Lamiales, Pedaliaceae. Gene Ontology annotation, biological process: protein ubiquitination. The record is from RefSeq and is a predicted model, not a curated record. Gene Ontology annotation, molecular function: ubiquitin protein ligase activity; protein binding.
AAACAUAAAAUAGGGUUAUUAUUCUGUAUCGAGUCAAGGCUCUGUAGGCAACAAGAAGAAGUGGGUCUGGCCCCAAACACAAAGGAAAGGAAAGAGAAGAAAAGAAAAACAAGAGCUGAGCAUAGGAGCCUUUGCUGGAGAUGCCCUUUCUCUCUCCUCUCCAAUUAUCUCUUUUUCUGCUUGGAUUGCCUACUUCCCAUCCUCAUUUUCACAGCACAGGUUCUUUUUGAUCUGCCCCUCUCUUAUCUUCUUAAGUCUUUUUGUUUCUUGGAUCUCUGUUUAGUUUAGAUUUGUUUAUGUAUCUAGUCCCGUUUCUUGCGCGAUUUCAACUCUUUUGAGGCUUGAAUGACAAGGAAGAAAGAAAUGAUUUUUGGGGAAGAGUGUUGAUUAUGAAUACUCUAUCAUGUGUUGUAUGAUGAUACUGUGAAGAGUCUUUUGACCACGAAAAGAGAAAAACGGAUAAAGUGAAGAGAGAGACAGAGAAAAUAAAAGAUGUGCCCUUUGAAAGACUACAUUGUUGCUUGUUGAUGUCAAUGAAAGCGAAUUACUUUGAGCAAGUUUUCAUUCUUUCUUUAUCCUUUUUAACUCAACACAUGUGUAGUGAGGGUAGAUGUAAUGUGCUUUCUUGAAAGGCUUGGGGUGUGCAGAUUCUGGGGUGUCUUUUUACAAGGGGCUCGUGUUAUUUAGUAAUUGGGCAGUUUUUUCAGCUACCUGAGGGUGGGUUGCCAAGAUGCCUAUGUUUCAGCCUUCAAAGAAGGAUGGGGGGCUUCUUGGGUUCGAGGGUGGUGGAGAUGGGCGUAUUUUAGAUCUAGAUACUGCAGUUAAAGAUGGAGUCUUGGGUGGAGUUGCGGGUGGGGGUUACGGUGGUGGAAUUGGGGAGAAGUUGGAUCUGAAGAAGAUGAUUGAAGAGCUAAAUUUACCUGAAGUUCCGUCGGUGUUUAUUUGCCCUAUUUCUCUUGAACCCAUGCAAGACCCUGUUACCCUUUGCACCGGGCAAACCUAUGAGAAGUCCAACAUUCUCAAAUGGUUCAGCUUGGGGCACUACACUUGCCCCACAACUAUGCAAGAACUCUGGGAUGAUACAGUUACACCGAACAAGACGCUUUACCAUUUAAUCUAUACUUGGUUUUCUCAGAAGUAUGUGCAAAUGAAGAAGAGAUCUGAAGAUGCCCAAGGAAGGGCAUCAGAGCUUCUCAGCACCCUUAAAAGAGUUAAGGGUCAGGCAAGAAUCCAAACACUCAAGGAGCUGAAGCAAGUUGUGGCGAGUCAUUCAACUGCUAGGAAGACGGUUGUUGAUGAAGGUGGGGUGGCUCUUCUUUCAUCUUUACUCGGCCCGUUCACUUCGUAUGCUGUAGGUUCUGAGGUUGUAGCAAUUCUCGUGAAUUUGGCUCUAAGUUCUGAGUCGAAAACAAAUUUGAUGCAACCUGCAAAAGUAUCAUCCAUUGUAGAUAUUCUGAAUGAAGGGUCCUUGGAAACUAAAGUCAACUGCAUUCGAGUGAUCGAAACAUUGAUGGAGGAGAAAGAUUUCCGAUCAGAAAUUGUCUCAAGCCAUAGUUUGCUGGUUGCUUUGAUGAGGCUGGUGAGGGAUAAGAGACACCCUAAUGGACAUUUGCCAGGGCUCGGUCUUCUCAAGUUAAUCAGCAUGCAUCAGCAAGUCCGGAGUUUGAUUGUGAGCAUAGGAGCAAUACCUCAAUUGGUAGAACUGAUUCCCCUCUUGAAUCCAGAGUGCUUGGAGUUAGCGCUGUUCACAUUGAAUGCUCUUUCGUCUGUACCUGAAGGGAAACAGGCCUUGAAGGACUGUCCAAACACUAUACCCAAUAUGGUCAAACUACUGAUGAGAAUUUCUGAAAGCUGUACAGAAUAUGCUCUAUCGAUCUUAUGGUCCGUAUGCAAACUCUCCCCCGAUGAAUGCUCAUUGAUAGCCGUGGAUGCAGGUCUUGCAGCAAAGCUCCUUCUUGUAAUCCAGAGUGGUUGCUGUCCCGAACUUAAGCAGCGGGCAGCGGAGCUAUUGAAGCUCUGCAGUCUGAAUUAUUCCGAUACAAUCUUCAUCUCCAAGUGCAAACUGACCAGGACAAUCCAAUGAACACUGAAGAUUGAUAAUCUUAUACACGUCCCCACCUCUGGCAAAAAGGUCAAUGCUGCCAAAUGUGGUUGUUAUGCUCUCAGAUUAAGUCAGCAAGAAGUUUGCAGAACAUGGUGGUAAGAUGCCAAAAUUUACUGUCCUGUAUGUAUCUCUUGAGUUGUUGAUCGAAAAAUGUGGAGAUCCAUAUUGUACGUAAACCUUCCAAUAAGCACCGGAAGGAGGCUAGGCUACAGUUGCAAAGCCUUGUUCCUAAAAUGAUUUCAUUUGUAAAGGUAUAAAGAUAAAGUGCCAAUGGCUUGUAGCCAGAGCACGCUUUCGGCCAUCAUGGUUCUUUGUGGAGCUUGCAAUUGCAAUUGUAAUUGUUGAGCAGUUGCUUGCUCCAUGAAUCUCCACAUUUCUCGAUUCUUAGGAUUCAAGGUCCUCCAAUUUUCCUCUGUAGAAGUUUUGUUUUGGCCUUACAGAGUGUAGUGUGUAGUAAAAAGGGGCGGGCUCUGUUGGCUCCAUCCAUUCAAUAUGUACAAUUAUCCACAAUUUUCUGUUCAUGUGCACAGCUCCCUUUUCUUGGA